AGUGGCCCGUUAGCGUGGCCGAGUGGAUCCGGAAGAUGGAGAGGAUCUUCCGUAUUAUGGGGAUUUUUGAGGCGCACAAGAUGGCGUGCGCCGAACUGCAGAUAGAGGGAGCCGCCGGAGAUUGGUGGGAGGAUUACUGGCGUCUACGCACCGAGGAUGAGCGUGACGCUAUGAGAUGGGCUCAGUUUAAGACGAUACUGGAGGACAAGUUCUAUCCUCGCCAUUUCAAGCAGAGGAUGGCACGGGAGUUUGCCGCUCUCCAGCAGGGUGAGCGUUCAGUGGACGAGUACGAGCGCGAGUUCGCUCGUAAGAGCGCCUUUGCUUCGCAUCUUGUUGAUACGGAGGAGAAGAAGGUAGCACAGUUCCUCGAUGGUUUGAGGAGCAACAUCAGACUCUUGAUCACCAGCAAUGGCUUCCUUGACUACGCCGAGACUGUUGAGCGUGCUCAGCAGAUCGAGGCGUGCAUUCUGAGAGACACCCGUGCCCAGCCACCAGCCAGACAGCCAGCUGCUAUUCCGCCACCCCAGCCAGCUCAGCAGACGAACAAGAGAAAGUGGGACGGUCGCAAGGACAAGUGGAACCGCAGACAGAGAGGCCCAGCUCUGGGAGGCCAGCCAGCCCGACAGGACCUGCCGGCAUGUGCUACCUGCGGACGUCCGCACCGCGGGGAGUGUCUUGCCGGGCAGGAUAUAUGCUUCCAUUGCCGCCGCCCAGGCCACCGUAUCAGAGAUUGCCCAGACCGCCCUCAGCCACAGCAGGACCAGAGACCACCAGCCCCGAGACAGCCAGCUCAGAGACAGCCAGCACCUAGACAGCCAGCCCAAAGACCCCCAGGACAGGAGCAGCAGCGUACCAUGUCUGGCAUGUUGUCCUUGUUCCAUACUCCAAUCUUCGCUUUAUUCGAUACCGGGGCGACACAUUCAUUAGUCUCGACCCAGUGCUUAUCUGCCUUAGGAGCCCAGGGAGUGAGUACUGUCGAACCUCUCGAGAUCAGUCUCGCCUCGGGAAGGAAGAUAGUCACGAGUUCCCUGGCCAAGAACCUUAACAUUGAUAUCGGAGGUCGAACUCUAGUUGUAGACGCGUUUGUGAUCGAUAUGAAUGACUUCGACCUGAUUCUUGGCAUGGAUUGGUUGACGAGGUACCGUGCGGACAUCCGUUGUCGCGACCGGGAGGUGACGCUACACUUAUCUGAGGGAGACCACAUCACAUUUUUCUGGACGAAGUCUCGAACUUUGCCGCACGUUAUUUCCAUGGCGAAAGCGACGAAGUACAUGCAGCGAGAGGAUUGUCAGGGUUUUCUUGUCAAUAUCGUUGGGGAAUCUUCGGAGAAGCUGUCUCCCGGAGAUAUACACAUUGUUCGAGAGUUCGUGGACGUCUUUCCCGACCAGCUCCCGGGAGGACCACCUAAUCGCCAGGUGGAGUUCACCAUCGACUUGGUCCCCGGAGCGGGACCAGUGUCGAAAGCGCCGUAUCGUAUGGCGCCGAAGGAGCUUCAGGAGUUGAAGGCUCAGAUUCAGGAGCUUUUGAGUCUUGGUUUCAUCCGACCGAGCGUAUCACCUUGGGGAGCCCCUGUCCUCUUUGUCAAGAAGAAGGAUGGGUCUAUGAGGAUGUGCAUCGACUACCAGGAUUUGAACCGAUUGACGGUGAAGAACAAGUAUCUGCUUCCCAGAAUUAAGGACUUAUUCGAUCAGCUGAGGGGAGCCAGUGUAUUUUCCAAGAUCGAUCUCCGCUCUGGCUACCAUCAGCUGAAGAUCAGAGAGGCCGAUGUGGCCAAGACUGCUUUCAGAACCCGAUACGGCCAUUAUGAGUUCGUUGUGAUGCCGUUUGGCUUGAGCAAUGCGCCAGCAGUAUUCAUGGAUCUCAUGAACCGUGUCUUCCAUCCAUUCCUAGACCAGUUUGUCAUCGUCUUCAUUAAUGACAUUUUGGUCUAUUCCAGCAGCCCAGAGCAGCAUGAGGAGCACCUGAGGACAGUUUUGGAGACUCUUAGGCGUGAGAAGUUGUACGCCAACCGGAAGGGAAAGGGCGAGCUGACCUGUAUGAUCACUCAGCAGCGUCAGUUGAUUCAUGAGUUCGCUCGGAUGCAGCUAGAGGUGGUCGGAUCACCUCCCAAGUUGCCAGUUGUGGGAGGUAUUCGAGCAAUGAGAAUGUGGCCCACGUUGCGAGACAGGAUCCGACGGGAUCAAGCCUUCGACGAGUUCAUUCGCUCGAUGGGGGCGAAGAUUCAUGCCGGAGGAGUUGAAGGUUUCUACCGAGGCACGGAUGGUGCCUUGGAAUACAAGGGGAGGAUCGUUGUACCAAAUGUCGAGACCCUGAAGAAGGAGAUCUUGACCGAGGCACAUAGUGCUCCUUACUUGGCGCACCCCAGUAGCACCAAGAUGUAUCACGACCUGAAAAGCUCCUUCUGGUGGAAGGGGAUGAAGAGAGAUGUCGCCGAGUUUGUCGAGAAGUGUCUGAUCUGCCAGCAAGUGAAGGCUGAGCGUAAGGUUCCACCGGGUCUCAUGCAGCCUUUAGAGAUUCCGCAGUGGAAGUGGGAGAAGCUGACCAUGGACUUUGUCACGGGUUUGCCGAUGUCGGCUAAGCAUCAUGACGCUGUAUGGGUAGUUGUGGAUCGACUGACGAAGUCGGCCCACUUUAUGCCUGUCAGGAUGGACAUGUCCAUGGAGCAGCUAGCCGAGACGUAUCUCCAGGGGAUCGUUCGACUCCACGGCGUUCCAGCCGAGAUUGUAUCAGAUAGAGAUCCCCGGUUUACCGGACAUUUUUGGGAGAGUCUGAACGAGUCCAUGGGGACGAAGUUGAAGUUUAGCUCCGCCUAUCAUCCACAGACCGACGGCCAGUCGGAACGAACCAUCCAGACGCUU
Molecule: messenger RNA, 2858 nt
Organism: Striga hermonthica
Lineage: Eukaryota; Viridiplantae; Streptophyta; Magnoliopsida; Lamiales; Orobanchaceae
Source: the annotation of a GenBank genome assembly